Molecule: messenger RNA, 2499 nt
Organism: Mobula hypostoma (lesser devil ray)
Lineage: Eukaryota; Metazoa; Chordata; Chondrichthyes; Myliobatiformes; Myliobatidae
Product: serine/arginine repetitive matrix protein 1-like
Exons: 5
Coding region: 1-2499 (832 amino acids)
Source: RefSeq, a predicted model, not a curated record
AUGCCACAGCCAAGCGCCAAGAGCCCCAGCCUCAAGGAUGCCGCGGCCAAGAGCCCCAGGCUCGAGGAUGGCGCGUCCAAGAGCCCCAGGCUCGAGGAUGCCGCGUCCAAGAGCCCCAGCCUCGUGGAUGCCGCGGCCAAGCGCCCCAGCCGAGGAUGCUGCGGCCAAGAGCCCCAGCCUCGAGGAUGCCGCAGCCAAGCGCCAAGAGCCCCAGCAUCGAGGAUGCCACAGCCAAGCGCCAAGAGCCCCAGCCUCAAGGAUGCUGCGGCCAAGAGCCCCAGGCUCGAGGAUGCCGCGUCCAAGAGCCCCAGGCUCGAGGAUGCCGCGUCCAAGAGCCCCAGCCUCGAGGAUGCCGCAGCCAAGCGCCAAGAGCCCCAGCCUCAAGGAGGCUGCGGCCAAGAGCCCCAGCCUCGAGGAUGCCGCAGCCAAGCGCCAAGAGCCCCAGCCUCGAGGAUGCCACAGCCAAGCGCCAAGAGCCCCAGCCUCAAGGAUGCCGCGGCCAAGAGCCCCAGGCUUGAGGAUGCCGCGUCCAAGAGCCCCAGCCUCGAGGAUGCCGCGGCCAAGCGCCCCAGCCUCGAGGAUGCCGCAGCCAAGCGCCAAGAGCCCCAGCCUCGAGGAUGCCACAGCCAAGCGCCAAGAGCCCCAGCCUCAAGGAUGCCGUGGCCAAGAGCCCCAGGCUCGAGGAUGCCGCGUCCAAGAGCCCCAGGCUCGAGGAUGCCGCGUCCAAGAGCCCCAGCCUCGAGGAUGCCGCGGCCAAGCGCCAAGAGCCCCAGCCUCAAGGAUGCCGCGGCCAAGAGCCCCAGAGCCCCAGCCUCGAGGAUGCCACAGCCAAGCGCCAAGAGCCCCAGCCUCAAGGAUGCCGUGGCCAAGAGCCCCAGGCUCGAGGAUGCCGCGUCCAAGAGCCCCAGGCUCGAGGAUGCCGCGUCCAAGAGCCCCAGCCUCGAGGAUGCCGCGGCCAAGCGCCAAGAGCCCCAGCCUCAAGGAUGCCGCGGCCAAGAGCCCCAGGCUCGAGGAUGCCGCGUCCAAGAGCCCCAGCCUCGAGGAUGCCGUGGCCAAGCGCCCCAGCCUCGAGGAUGCCGCAGCCAAGCGCCAAGAGCCCCAGCCUCGAGGAUGCCACAGCCAAGCGCCAAGAGCCCCAGCCUCAAGGAUGCCGUGGCCAAGAGCCCCAGGCUCGAGGAUGCCGCGUCCAAGAGCCCCAGGCUCGAGGAUGCCGCGUCCAAGAGCCCCAGCGAGGAUGCCGCGGCCAAGCGCCCCAGCCUCGAGGAUUCCGCGGCCAAGCGCCCCAGCCUCGAGGAUGCCGCAGCCAACCAAGCGCCAAGAGCCCCAGCAUCGAGGAUGCCACAGCCAAGCGCCAAGAGUCCCAGCCUCAAGGAUGCCGCGGCCAAGAGCCCCAGGCUCGAGGAUGCCGCGUCCAAGAGCCCCAGGCUCGAGGAUGCCGCGUCCAAGAGCCCCAGCCUCGAGGAUGCCGCGGCCAAGCGCCCCAGCCUCGAGGAUGCCGCGGCCAAGCGCCAAGAGCCCCAGCCUCGAGGAUGCCGCAGCCAAAGCCCCAGCCUCGAGGAUGCCGCAGCCAAGCGCCAAGAGCCCCAGCCUCGAGGAUGCCACAGCCAAGCGCCAAGAGCCCCAGCCUCAAGGAUGCCGCGGCCAAGAGCCCCAGGCUCGAGGAUGCCGCGUCCAAGAGCCCCAGCCUCGAGGAUGCCACAGCCAAGCGCCAAGAGCCCCAGCCUCAAGGAUGCCGUGGCCAAGAGCCCCAGGCUCGAGGAUGCCGCGUCCAAGAGCCCCAGGCUCGAGGAUGCCGCGUCCAAGAGCCCCAGCCUCGAGGAUGCCGCGGCCAAGCGCCAAGAGCCCCAGCCUCAAGGAUGCCGCGGCCAAGAGCCCCAGGCUCGAGGAUGCCGCGUCCAAGAGCCCCAGCCUCGAGGAUGCCGUGGCCAAGCGCCCCAGCCUCGAGGAUGCCGCAGCCAAGCGCCAAGAGCCCCAGCCUCGAGGAUGCCACAGCCAAGCGCCAAGAGCCCCAGCCUCAAGGAUGCCGUGGCCAAGAGCCCCAGGCUCGAGGAUGCCGCGUCCAAGAGCCCCAGGCUCGAGGAUGCCGCGUCCAAGAGCCCCAGCCUCGAGGAUGCCGCGGCCAAGCGCCCCAGCCUCGAGGAUUCCGCGGCCAAGCGCCCCAGCCUCGAGGAUGCCCCAAGCGCCAAGAGCCCCAGCAUCGAGGAUGCCACAGCCAAGCGCCAAGAGUCCCAGCCUCAAGGAUGCCGCGGCCAAGAGCCCCAGGCUCGAGGAUGCCGCGUCCAAGAGCCCCAGGCUCGAGGAUGCCGCGUCCAAGAGCCCCAGCCUCGAGGAUGCCGCAGCCAAGCGCCAAGAGCCCCAGCCUCAAGGAGGCUGCGGCCAAGAGCCCCAGCCUCGAGGAUGCCGCAGCCAAGCGCCAAGAGCCCCAGCCUCGAGGAUGCCACAGCCAAGCGCCAAGAGCCCCAGCCUCAAGGAUGCCGCGGCCAAGAGCCCCAGGCUUGA